Molecule: messenger RNA, 3985 nt
Organism: Coturnix japonica (Japanese quail)
Lineage: Eukaryota; Metazoa; Chordata; Aves; Galliformes; Phasianidae
Gene: TXNRD2
Product: thioredoxin reductase 2
Biological process (GO): cellular response to oxidative stress; glutathione metabolic process; cell redox homeostasis
Cellular component (GO): mitochondrion; cytosol
Molecular function (GO): glutathione-disulfide reductase (NADPH) activity; flavin adenine dinucleotide binding; thioredoxin-disulfide reductase (NADPH) activity
Source: RefSeq, a predicted model, not a curated record
AAGAGCACAAGUGAUCGCUAUGUGAACACCUCGAGCUUCGAGUCGGGUCUUCCUACCGCUGUUGUGCUGGACAAGGGUGUCCCUAGUGCAGCUGGAGCCUGCGGGAGGAGCCCACGGGAGGAGCCCGCCUCAGCGAAGGGCUGGGCCACGUUCCCUCGGCUCUGCCCGGAGCGGCGCUGCCCCCUGGCUGCCUGUCCCUGAGCGGACGGGAACGCUUCUUUCUCUCAAGAUGAUGCAGCUGCGGUGACAUUUAUCGCUAUAGGCGGCUCGAGCCCCGAGCCAGGCCUUCCUGAUCGGAGCCGGCUAUCCCGCCUCUGACCGCUCCACAGCGGCUGCUCGGAGGGCGGGAAGAGCCGCCUCCCUUUGCUCCCCCGCCCCCUGUGCCGCUCACCCACCCGCCGCCUCCUCCGUCCGCUCAGGCGCUGCUCGGCCGCCCCGCAGGGUCCUGUCCGGGCGCGGAGCUGUCUCUGCGUGCAGCAUGGCGGCGCUGUGCCGGCGCAGGCAGCGCUUCCUGGGGCUGUUGGGGCCGUGCCGUGCGGUGCGAGCUCUCUCAGGAAAGAAGGAGUAUGACCUGCUGGUCAUUGGUGGUGGAUCUGGAGGCCUUGCUUGUGCAAAAGAAGCUGCUCAAUUUGGGAAGAAAGUGGCUGUUCUGGAUUACGUUGAACCUUCUCCACGAGGAACCAAGUGGGGACUUGGUGGAACCUGUGUAAACGUUGGCUGCAUUCCUAAAAAGCUUAUGCAUCAGGCAGCCCUCUUAGGGGGAGCUCUUAAAGAUGCCCAACACUAUGGCUGGAGUAUAGCCCACCCAGUUCAUCACAACUGGUCUGUGAUGGCUCAAGCUGUUCAGAAUUAUGUGAAAUCCCUGAACUGGGGACACAGAGUGCAGCUGCAAGACAAGAAGGUGAAAUAUUUCAACAUGAAAGGAAGUUUUUCAGAUCCCCAUACAGUCUGUGGUUUAGCAAAAGGAGGUAAAGAGACUAUUCUUACUGCUGAAAAAAUUGUCAUUGCUACUGGAGGAAGACCAAAAUAUCCUACACAUAUUGCGGGUGCACUGGAGUAUGGAAUCACAAGUGAUGAUCUAUUCUGGUUAAAAGACUCUCCUGGAAAAACGUUGGUUGUUGGAGCCAGUUACGUUUCUCUUGAAUGUGCUGGUUUUCUAACUGGUGUUGGAUUGGACACUACAGUCAUAAUGAGGAGUAUCCCACUUCGUGGAUUUGAUCAGCAAAUGGCAUCUUUAGUAACUGAACACAUGGAAUCCUAUGGCACCAAAUUUUUAAAGAAAUGUGUCCCAACGAAAGUUGAAAAAUUGGAAAGCAGCAGGUUACAAGUCACCUGGAGAAAUACGGAGCUGGACACAGAAGGAACGGAUUCCUUUGACACAGUGAUGUGGGCAGUAGGCCGGGUCCCUGACACUGAAACUCUCAAUUUGGAGGCUGUUGGAGUGAAAACUAAUUCUGAAACUGGAAAGAUCAUUGUUGAUGCCAAUGAAGCUACUUCUGUUCCUCACAUUUAUGCAAUUGGAGACAUAACAGAGGGCCGACCUGAACUGACACCCACAGCAAUAGCUGCAGGGAAACUGCUGGCAAGGCGUCUUUUUGGCCAUUCUUCGGAGCUGAUGGACUACAACAAUGUACCUACCACUGUUUUCACUCCCUUGGAGUAUGGUUGUGUUGGACUGUCAGAAGAAAAGGCCAUGGAGUGUUACGGAUCAGAUAAUGUUGAGGUAUUCCAUGCUUAUUAUAAACCUCUAGAGUUCACAGUGGCUGAAAGAGAUUCAGCUCAGUGCUAUAUAAAAAUGGUGUGCUUACGAGAGAGAGACCAACGAAUCCUUGGCCUUCAUUUCAUUGGACCAAAUGCUGGGGAAGUUAUUCAAGGAUUUGCUCUUGGAAUCAAAUGUGGUGCUACGUAUCCUCAGCUAAUGAAGACAAUUGGCAUUCACCCUACCUGCGCUGAGGAAAUUACCAAGUUGCAUAUUACAAAACGUUCCGGCCUGGAUGCAACAGUAACAGGUUGCUGAGGUUAAAUACCAUCCCUGGAAAGGAGGAAAAAAAGCACAAAAUAUAUUUGGAAAGAAAAGGGGCACUUGGAGUUGAAAUAGCUUUAAUAGCUUGAGUUCCAGGAACCUUUCUCAUUCCCCCCACACUUUUGCAAUUCACACUAACAAAUCCCUCUCUGUGUAGCAGGUAUCAGGCAUGGCUUUCCUUAGGUUCUGGAGUGGUGCUGUGGUUCAUUACCAAUCCCAAUACUGACCAGUAAGAGUUUGUGCUUGUAGAGGCAGGUUCCCAGAAGGUGCCAAACAAUAGCUACGGAGUCACCCCUUUUUUUCCUUUUAUUAUUAUAUUUUUAAUGUAGUAUGUAAUUAUCUGCAAACUUUUUCUUUUUUGGCCUAUUGACAGAGUAAUAACCAGUUGCAAGUUCCUACUAGUUUUCCUUCUGUCCACAAGGGGGAGAUGCUGGCUAAUUUGUGGCUAUGGAGAAUCAUUAGAAACCCGAUGAUUAAACUUCUUUUGCUGAAGAAAUAAGUUAAAUAAGUGUAAGUAGCCUGACAAAGGCACAACACAAAGCAAAUCGAAUUGCAGGCCAGGCUGCAUUUGCCAAUGUUUUGAUAUGUGCAGUCACUUCAUUUCUUGCAGCCUUUAUGGUGGAGUUAAUUUGUAGAAAAGGGGAAGAUGAACUUCAGGUAAAACGAAACGUGUCCUUUUUGCAGUUAAUCUGUUCUUGCAUGUGUAAUCUGAUAUUUCCAUAGCUGCUUUAUGUUCUGCUUGUUACACAUUUUGGAAGAGCAGUCUGAUGAUCAUGUCUAUCUCUUGUUACGCCCUUUCAGAUUUGCUGGUGCAAUUUUUCAUCUACCAAACCAUAAUAAUCUUGCACAGAAAUACUUCGAGUGGUAAUGUAGUCAGAAUUCUGCCUGAAUAUUGCAACUUCCUUUAGAGGAAAUGGUAUCAAAAUUUUGUAUCUGCAUGUGAAUGUAUGUAUACCUGCGCCUUCAGAAAUUUGUUUCCUUUCAUAGAGGUCCAAUGAGAAUGAUACACCAAAAAACCCUACCAGUUUUUCCCAGCUAUGAAAGUAUUUGCAAUAUUUGCAGUAAAUUAGCUUCUUUUUGUUUCUUUGUUUUUAAGACCACUUAAUAUUCCAAACCACUGAAAUACAGAGCACCUCACCCUGCAGAGAUUUUGCUGACAUCCCACUAAACUGUAAGGAGAUGGCUGCAAGAUCUUUCUCCCAGUGAUUACUUAUUGCUGUUCAUUUUGCUCCUACAAGUGAAAACAUCAGCAUUCACUCAUGUGGAAGGGGCUUCUCUCUGUCAUAGUAAUGCAUCCAGCAGACUGAAUUGUCUGUCUCUGCAGAGUGAUCAAUGGAAAGUUUAGUUAAUUUUCAGCCUUACAAUGAAUGAAAUUAUUUGGGACAGCCAAUGAAGAGAUCUUGAGAUGAGGAAAUGUGUCCUGAAUGUAUUCAGUGUUUGAAUCUGAUGCCUGUAAGCAUCCUUCAAAUAACAGAAGUCUCUUGGUUUUAUAGUUGCUAUGUGGGCAUCAUGAAAAUGAUCCUAUGUUAUGUACUGCAGCCUAGUUUUACUCCGCAUUUAAUGGAAAGCAUUGCCAGCUGAAGUAGAACUAAAUGUUUAUUCACACCUACAUAAACCUAAUGUCAGAAUCGACAGUGAGACAGAAUAAGGAGAGUAGCGUGAUUUGUGCUUUUUUUCCUGAAGGAUCCUUUUCCUAACUUUCCGGGAUGGUCCUUACAAACUGUUUUGAAAAGCCUGGCUGAUGUCAGCUGAGAUGGGCUGAUGUGUGCCACGCAGCACUGAUUAUGUGUGAAAGUUAAAAUAAUCCUAGUUUUUUUCUCAGGAUUCCAGCUGAUGAUGGCUUGUUUGUCAAACCACACCAUGGUGCAGGCAAGUCUGAGCACUGCUGGGUCCCUUGUGUAUUGUCUGAUAUUUAUUGUGUUGUGAAGUAAUGAGUUAAUAAAGAACGUAUUUUUUAGUAAA